ACUCAUUCAAAUUUCUCUUGCAGUGCAGCUGCCACACAUGCUUUUUACUGGUCUUGAAGAUUACAAGGCAAGAGGAACUCAAGCAUCUCCCUACUUUGCUGCAACCUUUUACACAGAAUUUGCAGAAAGCAAGGACUUGGUUCUUAUCCGUGGAGACAUUGUUUUCACCAGCAAACUCAGUGAUGACGAAGCAAAAUGGCUCUUAGAGACCACUCAAUCCUUGUAUCUGAAUGAUACAAGGUACAAGCUGGUGGAACGGUUCAACAAAGAACCACGCAAUUUCGAGUUCAAGGAUGUCUUGCAAGCCUUAGACAUGCCAGUUCUGUAAUUUCCAAAAAAUUUAAACUUUAGCAGAGGAUGAUUUGCCGAGUAAACAAGGUAAAUCACAAGCAAUAACAUUACAAGCUGUCAUGGGGAUGUUUUGUUUGGAUUUUAAAGCACCAAUAUGGGGAUUUUUCUUUAUAUCAUGUGUUGUAUUUUGAAUAGAAAGUGAAGUGGAAA
Messenger RNA from Rubroshorea leprosula, 501 nucleotides. NCBI's taxonomy places the organism in Eukaryota, Viridiplantae, Streptophyta, Magnoliopsida, Malvales, Dipterocarpaceae. The record is from the annotation of a GenBank genome assembly.